GCAUCAAUGGCUGCUCCGAGUGGGAAUUCACCAUCCUCUCCUGCAUCUACUGAAGGGAGAGCGAGAAAUAUCAAGAGAAUGCUUGAAUGUAAUCCUCCGACCUAUGCGAAAUACUUGAAGCUAAGACAUGGUUUUCUUAAUAGUCAUGCCUAUAUCUGCCAUAUAUGUAAGAGUUUUACCUAUGGCUCCGGGGAUGGCCCCCAAUUGAACCGUGCCUAUGACUCCAAUUUUAACCUCACAGAGACCCAAGUUGAGAACAUGAUCUUAGGUCAUUUGGAUGUGAUCUACAGGAAUGCUAUAAAAGACCUCACUUCUAUUUAUGGCUAUCCGGAGGCCAAUGCAACCAGUGCUGUAUUGGCCACCGGGAUUUGUUAUGGUUGUAAAGACCCCAUUGGUAAUGCUCUGAAGCAUGCAUUGACAUUUCUGAAGUGUGGGUUGAGGGUGCAUAAAUCUGAGAAGCAAAACUUUUCCAAGGAGAUGAAGACAUUGGUGAAGUUGGUUUCGAUGAUCGUAUAUGAUGGGCAGAAGAAGAAUUAUCCUUUUCUAUGUAAGGAUGAUUUUUUGCUCUGGUUGCUGAUCUAUAAGAUAGAUCCUUCAAAUGUAUUGAAACCGGCUAGUUUUCUGUUCCGUGGUUUGGCAAAUCUUAAGAAUUUAAGCAGUUCUACUAAUCUCCAAUGGAAAGGGGAGUCUACAGCUAAUACUUCAACUGUUCAAUUUAUGCCCGAGGCUGGUGUCACUGAAGAUGACAAGCUGGAAGCAUCAUCUUCUCACUCAGAGAAUGCUUCCGAACCUGAGUUACCCCCUGCGACAGGCGACCCAGGCUUGGCUUCUGGUAGAUUUGCUGCUGCGACAUCUCUGAGUCUCUCGAAUUCUGAUCCAAAUGCAGCGAAACAGAAACCAAUGUCAUCAUCUGAUUCUCCACUUGACAAAUUCUCCUCCCUAACUAUAUCUGAAUCAUCUAUUCCAGAAGAAAAGCCAGCAUAUGCUAAUUCGAAACAUGCAGAUAGUUCCAGGAGAGAUUUCACCCUUCGCUGCACCCCGGAGAGGAGACACCAAGCUAGAUUAAUAGGCAAGGCAGGGAAGCUUGUCACCUUGACAAACCAGAUCUUGGAGAGCACAAGGAGCAGCAUGCUAGAUUCAUAUUGCUCUUUGCCAAAGCUUGAUAAAACAGUUGGUCUGGAAUCGUCACAAUCAUUUGCUAGUUCAUCAUUUAUCAUGAGUACAGUGACCACCACUUCAUCUCUUUCCCAUGCAGCAAAUGUUGAUGCUUUUACAUCAAUGCCAUCUAAAAGCAGCAGUGAUGCCAGUUUCAAACCUGAUUAUGAUGUUGCCAGCUGCAUCCCAUAUGUGCUGGAGAUGUUACUCUCUCGUGGUCCGGAUCUGCAAGUCGAGCUUCAGUAUUGGACAAACUGGGCCCAUCGCAAGGUGAUGCAGGCUACAAAUAGACUGAACAAGGACAAGGCUGAGCUCCAAACCCUAAGGCAAGAAAAACUGGAGGCAAUAAAGCAGAAGGAGGCUUUCACAGAGAGAACAAUGAAGAAAAUUGGAGAGAUGGACACUGCACUGUCGAGGGCAAAAACCAUGGUUCAAGUGGCUAGUGCUGGUAUAUGCAAGCUUGAAUUGGAGAAAGCCAGGUUGGAACAAGAGCUGGAAGCUGCAAAGGUACGUGCUUCAGAGUCAGCAGCCAAUUCUCAGGAAGCUUCGUUGAAGGAGAUUGUGACUCUUAAGAAGGCCCAAACAUGCGAAAGAGAGAGAACAUUGUUUCAAGAGGAGCUUCUGACUGAGAAGCGCGUGCUGUCGCAACUACAGCGGCAACUUCAACAAGCUCUGGUGUCUCAUGGCCAAAUUGAGGCUAGAUGGAAACAAGAAGAAAGGCUGAAGUCAGAAGAACUCACAAAGGUCCUCAAUGAAAGAAAAGAACAUGAGAAACUGGAGGCUUCAGUCAAAUCAAAGGAGGAUAUGAUCCAAUUAAAGAACGAAAGUGAUAUGCAAAGUUGCAUAGAUGAUAUCAGGAGACUUCGGCACGAGACUGCAGAACUAAAGCUAAUGAUAAACUCCUCAAACUUCGCAAGGCUUGAUUGGGCCCAGAGUGCUUAUUUUACUACAGAUGUAACGGGUUUUAAGGAAUCUGGAACUGGAGAGGUACAGCGUGAUUGGGAGUGUGUGAUGUGCUUGGCCGAGGAGAUUUCAGUUGUUUUCCUUCCCUGCGCCCACCAAGUUCUUUGCACAAAAUGCAACGAGUUGCACAAGAAUCGAGGCUUGGGAGAUUGCCCCUCUUGCAGGACCCCCAUUAAGCAAAGGAUCUGCGUCCGCUCUGCAUGCAACAUCUGACCUUGGAGAAAUUAAAGAAAUAUUGGAAUCAUGAUAUCUCGCAUGAAAGUGAAUAAUGUGCCAAGCAUUUUAUCUUGGAGGUUAAACAAUCAGUUUGAAUGGGAGAGGGGAGUGACAAGCCCACCAGAAUGGUAUUGAUAUAUUAGGGUCUGCGUUUAAACAAAUUAAAUUCUUGAUGAACUCUCAUGUAUUAUCAGUGCAUUACAUUUCAUCCUAAACUUGCAUUGCUGCUUUUGUGUUUGGAUAUU
Messenger RNA from Phoenix dactylifera (date palm), 2579 nucleotides. RefSeq lists its product as uncharacterized. The record is from RefSeq and is a predicted model, not a curated record. NCBI's taxonomy places the organism in Eukaryota, Viridiplantae, Streptophyta, Magnoliopsida, Arecales, Arecaceae.